AUCAAGGAAUAAUCAAUAAUGAUGUUGGUGGUUGUUAGAGUGGUUGUAUGUGUACACAUAUUUAUGCUGUUUCACUUUGCAUGUUUGUCUUCUCAUUCAUGCCAUCCAGAAGAGAGUUCUGCCUUGUUUCACUUCAAGACCCAACUCAUUACUAAUACUACAUUUUUUGAUGGAUGGUAUGAGCAUGAAUGCCCCAAUGCUUAUCCAAAGAUGAGGACGUGGGAGAAUGGGACAGAUUGUUGUUCAUGGAUGGGUGUCACGUGUGAUUCUCUGUCUGGUCACGUGAUUGGCCUCGAUCUAAGUUGCAGUGCACUUGUAGGUGAUAUUCCUUCUCAAAUCUCACACCUUUCCAAAUUACAGUCACUUGAUCUCUCUUGGAAUUCUGGUUUAAAGUGGAAAGAAACAACUUGGAAAAGAAUGUUGCAAAAUGCAACAGUUUUACGUGAGAUUGUAUUGGAUGAGACAGACAUGUUUUCCAUUAGCUUAAACCCUUUGUCCAAGUGGUCUUUCUCUUUCUCUUUGGUUACUCUUAGUCUUCGUAAUACUGGAAUAAGAGGAUACUUGACUAGUCACAUUCUAUGUUUACCCAAUCUUUAUGAGCUCCAGCUAUACGGAAAUGGAAACAUUCAAGUCCAUGUUCCAAAGUUGAACUGCAGUGCUUCUCUUAGUUUUUUGGAUCUUUCAUCGUGUCAAUUCUCAGGAUCACAAAACCCUGCUUCCUUUUUUAACCUUACACAUCUAACAUAUUUGCACUUGUCUGCAAAUGGAUUUAAUGGUUCAAUCCCACCAUUGCUCUCAAACCUUCAGCAUCUCACUCACUUGGACCUUUCAGGGAAUGAAUUCACUGGUUCGUUCCCAUCAUUUCUUUCAAACCUUCCUCAUCUUGUUUACUUGGAUCUUUCACUGAAUACGCUUAGUGGUCAAAUUCCAAAUGUGUUUGAUAGGCUAACCAAUUUGCAAUCCCUUCGCCUUUCGUAUAAUAAUUUCCAAAGGAAGUUGCCAUCCUCAUUAUUUGCCUUAAUUCAACUCUCUUCCUUGGAUUGUUCUUAUAAUGAAAUUGAGGGACCACUACCUGACAAAGUAGCCUUUUUAAAUCUCACUACACUAGACCUAAGAGGCAACUUAUUGAAUGGGACAAUCCCUCAGUGGACCUUAUCCCUCAAGUCUCUGAAAUACUUAGAUCUAUCAAAUAACAGAUUCAGAGGGCACAUAAGGGAAAUUACAUCUUAUUCCUUGGAGUAUUUAGGCUUGUGCAAUAUUAAUGAGCUCCAAGGAAACUUUCUAGAAUCGAUUUUCCAUCUUGUCAACCUUACUCAUUUGUACUUGUGUUUAGACAAUUGGAGCGGUAUUGUCCACUUCCCACUCUUCUCAAAGCUUCAAAACUUGGAGUAUCUUUAUCUUUCAGGUUGUACUUCAUUAUUGCUACAAUCUGAAACUAGUGUUAAUCACACUUUCUCCAAUUUGUGGGCACUGCAGUUGCUUUCUAGCAAUAUUACUGGUUGGUUGGAAUUCUCAGGAAAAUUUCCAAAUUUAGAAUAUCUUCAAUUGUCCAACAAUAGUCUUCAGGGAAAAGUGCCAGAAUGGAUACAUGGUAUGGAUUCAUUAACUUAUUUGAAUCUCUCACACAACAAUUUUACAUUGAUGGACCAUUUCCCAUGGUAUCAACUUGACUUCCUUGAUCUUAGUUUCAACUCGAUGGCUGAUGACAUUUCUUCCUUCUUUUGUAAUGCAACCUUUCUGGAAAUUAUCAACUUGUCUCACAAUAACUUCACAGGAACAUUUCCACAGUGCCUUGUCAAUGGCUCAUUCCUUAAAGAUUUAGAUCUACAAAUGAACAAACUUCAUGGAACUUUGCCAGAUACCUUUUUGGAUCUUACUACACUGAAUCUCAAUGGCAACAAUUUCGAAGGUCUAUUGCCGAAAUCUUUGUCCAAAUGCUCAGGAAUUGUGGAUUUGGAUCUCGGUAACAAUCAAUUUGAGGACACAUUUCCCAAUUGGCUUCAGAAUCUAUCAGAUUUGAAAAUACUGGUCUUACGAGGCAAUAAGUUGUACGGUCAGAUUGCAAAUUUGAAAUCUGAAAAGAUAUUUGCAAGUUUGAUUAUUUUUGACAUAUCAUGCAAUAACUUUAGCGGCUCAUUACCAAAAGCAUACAUACAAAAUUUUCGAGCCAUGAAGAUUGUUCAUGAUGUGCAAAGCCCUUUGUCUUAUAUUAUUGACGCCAGAACAGAAUAUGACAGUUCUAUGGUUGCAACAAUUAAAAGAGUCAGUCUUACUUUUACGAAAAUUCCAUAUGCCUUUGCAAUUAUCGAUUUGUCAGAAAACAAAUUUGAAGGAGAGAUUCCAGAUGAUUUUGGGGAGCUUCAUGGACUCAUAGGCCUCAAUCUUUCUCAUAACAGACUUGUUGGUCCUAUUCCCCACUCUUUGGGAAAUUUGACAAAUCUAGAAUCAUUGGAUCUCUCCUCAAAUAUGCUUACUGGGGAUAUUCCUACUGAAUUGGCAAAUCUGAACUUUCUUGAAGUCUUGAGUCUUUCCCAAAACCAGUUGGUGGGACCAAUACCCAGAGGAAAACAGUUUGAUACAUUUUCAAACGAUUCCUAUGAGGGAAACAUGGGGUUAUGUGGAUUUCCAUUGUCAAUUCAAUGCAACAACAAUGUCCCUUUGCAACAAUGUCCAUCUUCUGAGGCUGAAGACAAAUUUGGAUUUGGUUGGAAACCAGUGGCAAUAGGAUAUGCAUUUGGAAUGGUACUUGGAAUAGGAUUGGGAUUUUGUGUUUUCUCAAUUGGAAAGCCUGAAUGGCUAGUGGUCCUCUUUGGAGGUAAAAGGACCAAAAGGAGGAGCUGUGGAAACCGACGGCGUGCAAGAACAACUCUGUUUCAGCUUUUUGUUGCAAUGUAAAUUUGUAAUAAGUUUAUGUCUUGUGCUGUUGUGUUUUGUAUGUUUUGUUAAAUUUAGUGUCGUACUUUUACUAUAUGGAUGUCUACAAGUCUUGACAAUAUUUAUAGUAAGUACUUGUUCUAUAGCUGUAAGAAAUGUUGCAAGUGAAUUCUGUUUUCAAA
Messenger RNA from Arachis duranensis, 3056 nucleotides. Its product is annotated as receptor-like protein 54. Bases 19 to 2895 code for a protein of 958 amino acids. Gene Ontology annotation, molecular function: protein binding. Lineage: Eukaryota; Viridiplantae; Streptophyta; Magnoliopsida; Fabales; Fabaceae. The transcript is spliced from 3 exons. The record is from RefSeq and is a predicted model, not a curated record.